AUGAAUACUCUGCGACAUCUGAGGCCAGUCGCCUCGCGCCUUCAACCUGCAACUCUGCCCCGACUUGUCCGCUCAUUUUCUGCUGAGCCGACUCGAUCAUAUGAGUACAUUCAAACUUCGGAGCCCAAGCCGGGCGUCGGUCAGGUGACCCUGAACCGACCAAAGGCCCUGAACGCCCUCUGCACGCCUUUGAUCGUCGAGCUGAACCAAGCUCUUCACGAUUUCAAUGCUUCGGACAGCGUUUCCGUCAUCAUCCUGACAGGCUCGCAAAAGGCCUUCGCGGCCGGUGCCGACAUCAAAGAAAUGGCACCACUGACCUUCUCGGAAGCCUACACAACGUCCUUUAUCGAGUCGUGGUCCAGCCUCACAACGCAGGUCAAGAAGCCCAUCAUCGCGGCUGUGUCGGGCCACGCCCUCGGCGGCGGCUGUGAGCUCUCCAUGAUGUGCGACAUCCUCUACUGCACCGAGGCGGCCAACUUUGGCCAGCCCGAGGUCAAGCUGGGAAUCAUUCCCGGCGCUGGUGGCAGCCAGCGUUUGACCAGAGCCAUUGGCAAGAGCAAGGCCAUGGAGCUCAUCCUUACGGGCAAGUCUUUCUCCGGGGUGGACGCAGAGAAGUGGGGGCUUGCGGCUAAGGCGUUCGGGAGCUAUGAGGAGCUCAUGGAGGAGACGCUGAAGACGGCGGAGACUAUUGCCGGGUACUCGCGCGUGGCGGUGCAGGGCUGCAAGGAGGUGGUGAAUAAGAGCCAGGAUUUGCCGCUGCGGGACGGUGUCGAGUUUGAGAGAAGGGUCUUCCACAGUCUGUUUGGGAGCCAGGACCAGAAGAUUGGGAUGAAGGCAUUUGCCGAGAAAAAGAAAGCCGAGUGGACUCAUCAAUAG
Pseudomassariella vexata is the source of this 876-nucleotide messenger RNA. Its product is annotated as enoyl-CoA hydratase. Gene Ontology annotation, biological process: fatty acid beta-oxidation. Bases 1 to 876 code for a protein of 291 amino acids. NCBI's taxonomy places the organism in Eukaryota, Fungi, Ascomycota, Sordariomycetes, Amphisphaeriales, Pseudomassariaceae. The transcript has 2 exons. Gene Ontology annotation, cellular component: mitochondrion. The record is from RefSeq and is a predicted model, not a curated record. Gene Ontology annotation, molecular function: enoyl-CoA hydratase activity.